CUUGUUUCUCUUCCCCCUCAUUCAGCAUGGCUGGACUCUAGUCCACCUUUCCCUCUUCCCCGCUUACUUAACAAGCGACCCUUCUUGCAUCCUUGUGUUUCCUGCUGGGGUGUUUGCUGUGCCACCAUCUACAUCAUCAUCUACCUACCAACCCGUCGGUCUGAACCACCGGCAUGUUGGACCCGAUACCGCCGCCGCCAGCAUGGCUGCGAGACUUCGUCGACCCCUGGGCCCAGCGAGUCAACCUGCCUGGCCUCUCCGAUCACUUCCAUGAGGUUAUCAUCUUCUUUCUAGGCUACCAGUUCAUCCACUCGGUGCUGUCCCCAUGGCUCUCCCCGAUCCUCUUCCCCCGCCACUAUCCCAAUCUCAACAAGCGCACCAAGCUCAACUGGGACGUCCAUGUUGUCUCUCUGAUCCAGAGCAUCUCCAUCUGCGUUCUGGCCCUGUGGGUCAUGUUCACCGACAAGGAACGCCAGUCCAUGACCGUCGGCGAGCGCGUCUACGGGUAUACCGGUGGCUGCGCUAUGGUAGGAUCCAUGGCCAUGGGAUACUUCGUCUAUGAUCUCAUCGUCAGCACGAUGCACCUCCGCAUGUUCGGCAUCGGCAUGCUGUUCCAUGCCAUCAGUGCCCUCUGGGUAUUCAGUUUCGGCUUUAGACCCUUCGUGAACUACUAUUGCCCCGUCUUCAUCCUCUACGAGCUCUCCUCCCCCUUCCUCAACAUCCACUGGUUCCUCGACAAGCUCAACAUGACCGGCAGCGAUCUCCAAUGGUACAACGGCAUGGCGCUCCUCUCCACAUUCUUCUCCUGCCGCCUCAUCUGGGGCACCUGGCAGUCCGUCCUCGUCUACAAGGACAUGUGGUACGCCCUGAAGCAAACCUGGGACGCCACGGGCGUUUCUGCCCUGAACCCCGUCGACAUCACCACGCAGGUCUUCCAGCUCCGCGACGGCGCCCUCUGCGUCGACGAGGCGUGCGCUCGCGCCGGUGCCGAAAUCUCCAAGUACGCGUCCCACACCGCUGGCGGCGUCCCCACCUGGCUGGUCCUCACCUACGUCGCCUCCAACCUGAUCCUCAACUCGCUGAACUACUACUGGUUCUCGAAGAUGGUCGAGACCGUCCUGAAGCGGUUCCGUCCCGAAAACAAGGACAAGCCCGCUUCUCAGACCGCUAAGGAGGAUAUUGCCCAGAAGGCCGUGCUCGACGCUGCCACGAAGCUGAAGGAAAAGGAGGGCUCGCUAUACCUGGGCGAUCAAGCUUCGCAGCAGAAGGCUGCGUCGGGAGCGGAUGCCGCGAAAAGCGCUGAGCUGAAGAAGCGGACUCGGAGAGCUUAAUCGCUCUUCAUCUUCUUCUUUCUCACCCCCUAUACUCUCCCAAUCUCUCUCUCUCUAGCUACUCGUUACCUAUCGUACUACUAUAUGCGGUAUGCGGCGUUAGCUCUGUAGAUAGUGAGUGGGAUGUUAUGUGCCUCUAGCACUACGCACAAACAAGAUCUAUUCGUUUUUUUUUUUUUAUUGAUAUAAUACAAUACGCCUUCGACGGUCUUCGUAACGACUGGGGCUUGCGUCUUCUAUCUAUUAUCUUGGCAAUUUCUCACGGCAGAGAUAAGUUGGUGUGCUAUUUGGAGUGCGGUUUUGGCUAUCAGUAUAAUUAUAACUGUCGUGGAUCCGACAGUCUGCUUCUGAAGAGUAAGCUAGAGCUGGAGUGAUACGCAGCUCUGAACCAGAAUAAAGAUAGUAUCCUAGAAAUUUGAAUGAAACGCGAAUUAUUGAUAUUCUA
This is a messenger RNA of Aspergillus candidus, 1776 nucleotides long. RefSeq names its product TLC domain-containing protein. The record is from RefSeq and is a predicted model, not a curated record. Gene Ontology annotation, biological process: lipid homeostasis. The coding region runs from base 174 to 1331 and encodes 385 amino acids. The transcript has 2 exons. Gene Ontology annotation, cellular component: endoplasmic reticulum; membrane. NCBI's taxonomy places the organism in Eukaryota, Fungi, Ascomycota, Eurotiomycetes, Eurotiales, Aspergillaceae.